AUGGGAUCUCGAGUUACUUUCUCUUGGACUUCAACAAUUGAAGAUCGAAUCAAGUCCUUGGACUUCAUAUCAUUAUACGGUAUACAAUUCACAAAACUGAUCUGUUGUACAGAAAAGAGUCUCCCCCAACAAAUUCAAGUCGACAUUAUCAACGCCAGAAAAAAUUAUGGGGGGCAGCUUAGUUUGCUUGUUAUAGCGUCGGAUAGCAGCAUACCUGUCGAUACUAUACUACUCAAGAAGCACCCAGAAAGUCGCUGGUCACCCGUCGCCGCACUUCUCAGCACUCUCGGACUUCCGGAGCAAAAUGAGGUUUUGCAGUUGCAAGUCCCAGGGGGUAUUAAGCCAUCGGUUCGUUACUUUCGACAACGACUCGUGGCUUCCGGCAGGGCUGACCUCGGUGUCAGAACACUUGAUGACGACCUUGGCCCCAAAGUCAACGAAUAUGACCUCGUGUCAUUAUUCCAGGACCGCUUCCCUCUUGUGAGCACGAAGCACCCUUCGUGGGCGAUCUUGGCCCAGAAGUCAACGAGCUUCGUGUGCAGAGCAAAGUUUGGAGCUCAUACUCCAACCAGCUUGUAUUUUGGUCGUAGACAGGCCGUACGGGAAGGAAAUAAGAGUUUUUCCAGUGGCUACCUAUUAAUACCGGUCUAUGCCCCUACCCAAGGGUCCCAACGCCUUCAUAUGCCCUUUAGAAAGGGUAUGCAAUGGCCUUGCUGCCUUGCACUCGAUCCCGGAGUGCUCACUUCCGAUGAAGAUGAACCAAAUCAAGAAUUUGAAGCGGAGCGCAUCAAGGAGUCAAUCAUUCACUUCCGUCGGGAAUUUCUCGAUUGUUCUCUCGCUAAGACAGAGUAUAUUGAGUGGUAUUCUGGAGGUGGACAAUGUGGUUACAUCAGCGAGAUGUCUUACAAGUCAUAUUUUAUGACACAAUGGCGAAGCAACACGCUUGCCGAGGAUAGUGAAAUAUACCAAGGCAUGUUGGCAGGUAGCCCAAUCAAACCUAGAGAUCGGACCGAGCCAGAUCAACUCCGAAACCUUAUUUGGCAGAGCUGA
Molecule: messenger RNA, 1050 nt
Organism: Botrytis sinoallii
Lineage: Eukaryota; Fungi; Ascomycota; Leotiomycetes; Helotiales; Sclerotiniaceae
Exons: 8
Coding region: 1-1050 (349 amino acids)
Source: RefSeq, a predicted model, not a curated record